GUCACAGAAGAAGCUGGAAGUUGAUAAGCGAGAACGAUUUAAAAGAAAAAAAAUCUCUUGCUAAGUAAGAGAUUCUGAUUCAACAUUUGGCGAUAGAAGAGUAGUUUUAGAAUAAAAUUGUGUAGAAUGAGGAAGAUCUGGUCAUACUCUACAUUUUGAUUGCACGGGUGGCUGCUUUGUCUGGGUAAUGGCGGUAGUAGGAACAAGGAAUAGACGGCAUAUGAUGGCUUUCUCGGGGCCAGCGGCAACAUCUGUCGUUUCGCACCAAGCGAUCCUGACCGCAGCACAGCCUUAUUAUUCUCCUGUUGCUCCUCAGGACAUCCAGCCAGAUAGACCUAUUGGUUACGGAGCCUUUGGUGUUGUAUGGUCUGUGACUGACCCUCGUGAUGGAAAGCGUGUAGCCCUCAAGAAGAUGCCGAAUGUUUUCCAAAAUCUAGUGUCCAGCAAACGAGUUCAUAGAGAAAUCAAGAUGCUUUGUUUCUUCAAACAUGAGAAUGUUAUGUCGGCGCUCGACAUCCUACAGCCGCCUCAUAUCGACUUCUUCCAAGAAAUUUAUGUAAUUACGGAACUGAUGCAGAGUGACCUCCACAGAAUUAUUGUGUCUCCACAACCUCUUACUUCAGACCAUGUCAAAGUUUUUCUCUACCAAAUACUCAGAGGCCUCAAAUAUCUUCACUCUGCUCAUAUCUUACACCGAGACAUAAAACCUGGGAACCUUCUGGUCAACAGUAACUGUGUUCUUAAGAUCUGUGACUUUGGCUUGGCUCGAGUGGAGGAACCUGAUGAAAGCAGACAUAUGACUCAAGAAGUGGUAACACAAUAUUACCGUUCUCCUGAACUCCUUAUGGGGGCCAAACAUUACUUCUCAGCAGUUGAUAUGUGGUCUGUCGGAUGUAUUUUUGCUGAGUUGUUAGGUCGAAAGAUACUGUUUCAGGCCCAAACACCUAUUCAACAGUUGGAGCUUAUAACAGAUCUGCUAGGAACUCCACUCUUAGAAGAUAUGGAUCAUGCCUGUAAAGGAGCUCGUGCCCACAUGAUGCGCAGACCUUACAAACCUCCAUGUCUUUCCACUCUUUACAACUUGUCAUCUCUGGCUACCCAUGAAGCAGUUCAUCUUCUAUGCCAGAUGCUAGUGGUGAAUCCGGAUAAAAGAAUAUCCUGUAAUGAUGCUUUGUCCCAUCCUUAUCUUGAUGAGGGUCGCCUUCGCUAUCAUUCAUGCAUGUGUCGUUGCUGCCACACUACCUCUGCAGGGCGACACUUUGUAUCUGAUUUUGAACCAACAGCACUUCAUUCUUUUGAUGACCACUUUGAAAAAGACCUGAAUUCAGUUCAUCAAGUAAAAGAAAGACUACACAAGUUUAUUUUAGACAGGACUGCCAGCUAUAAUCGUGUACCACUUUGUAUAAAUCCUCACUCAGCAGCAUUUAAAAGUUUUUCUAGCUCCACGGUUGCUCACCCUUCUGAACUCCCACCAUCUCCACAUCAAUGGGAAUGAAAUUAGGAUUCUUCAAUCAAUAACUAUUUGAACAAACUUUGAAGAAGACCCUUCCUUCCAUGAUGCAUGGGUAAACAUAUGACUGUAGUCUAAGUUAUUGUUUAUAUUUAAAUGUAAAGUUUUUGAGCUUCCACCUCUUGGUGCCUUUGUUGUUUAGAUAUCACAACCAAAGACUGUCAGUUUGCAGCUCUAGCCACUUGUCUAGUACUGUGUUAUUGAAAUUCAGGACAGACUGUGAACUUGCAGCUUUAACUGCUUUUCCAGUAUUGUUUUAUUAAUUCAAGAAAGACUGUCAGCUUGGAACUUUAGCCAUCUGUCUAGUACCAUGCUACUGAAAUUCAGGACAGACUGUCAACUUGCAGCUUUAACCACCUUUGCAGUGUUGUGUUAUUAAUUCAAGAAAGAGUGUCAGCUUGCAACUUUAGCCAUCUGUCUAGUACUAGUACUGUGUUAUUCUUUAUUGGUGAUAAGAAGAGAUCCUUUCUCAGUUCUAGCCUCCUCUUGUACUGUCCAACAAAGGAUUGGGGAACCAACAGUGACAGAGAAGCAAUUUAACCAAGAUGAAAAUUUAGGAAAAGAGUUGUUUUAAAAUGAAACAAUGAGAGUAUCAACAUAACCAGCAAGUGUUCAGAAAUUUUAGUUUAGGCUGUAAGAAAGAGAAACAGCGGUUCCAUUGACUUAGAAAUCAAAUAGGAAUCUUUAUACAUGUUUUUAGGUGUAAAAUGGUUAUUAUCCUGUUUAACUGUGAAAAAAAAAGUAUAUAUAGGGAGCAUGAAAUGUAAAGGAAAAAGGUUUAAUGGGAUUUGCUUUAUUGGUGUUAAAAUAUGACUGUAAGCUGACUAAUGUAGGCUGAAAGUCAAAAAACAGAAGGGGGGAUUGAAGUUGAACAUUUAUCUCAAUUAUAAAGUCCAAGUUAGUAAAGAGUUGAACACUUUUUUUAAACUUUUGAUUAUAUUGUUUGUCACAGUUUUAUACCAUUUUUUCAAGAUAAUUUAAAACCUAUAAUAAUAUUUUAGUUGCUUAGCAGGUUUUAGAACAUUUUACCGAGGGAUAUUUCGCUAAAUAUUAGCAUUGAAGUUUUUUUAAGUGGAAAAUAUAUAAAUGGUUUUUGAAGUUUUAUCAAUUUCAUUCAUAUUUCAAAUGAGAUUAGAUAUUGUAGUUGUUAGGAGUAUAUGAAAAAAAAAACGAAUUUUUCUUCUUUGCUUAUUCAAUUGAAUCACUGGUUUGUAAGUAACUAAGGUUAGAUUAAUUCCACAUAUAUUUGCAUAUUACUUGCUUAUGUGUUUUGGUAGUAGCAUGUUCAUACAGAAUUGAUAGCACAUUGAAACAUUUCUCACUGUCUCAUCACAAUCAUCCUGUACAGGUAUGAACUCAUCAUCACCAUUAGUACAUUUGUAAAUAAUCUUUUUUUCUAGAGUAAAUUUGAUAAGGCAAUUGGUUGACUGGAUUUUUAUCCAGUUUGAUGUGUGACAAAUAUGAAAUGCUGUUGAAGCCUGUUAUAUACGUAUGUGUCAGGGCUUUCAAGUAAUCCACAGGUUUAAGAAACAUUGUAUUCACACAGUAUUUGCUAAAUAUAAAAUCCUUUCAAAAUUGUACAGAAAAUUCCAAUGAUAAUUUCUGCCUUCAUAAUCAUAUUGGUAUUGGAUAACAAUACUAAAAUUUAAAUUGUUGUCAGUACCAUAUGCUAUUGUACAGUGAACACAAGUUAUUGUUAUACUGAAUAACAAUUGCAUAUUAUCAUAUCUGUUAAGUACAGUAAAAGUGUUAAAAUACACAUAAUCUCCAAAGAGCUAAUCUGGUCAUAUACUCCACACAUUAACAACUACGCAAAAAAAUCUGUACUUACUGGGGGACUUAAGUCAGUUAGACCUUUUCUUGUGAAUUAAUUUAGAAUACUGAUUUUUUUCCAGUUGGAAAACACUAACUAACUAGACCACUUCCUGAGAUUGAAAACUUUGUAAAAUACUCUUUUGUAAAAUACUAUAUCCUAGCUGUGGAAUGCAACUAGGUCUUAGAAUGAAGCCCGAUAAACAGGAAACUUAUUAUCCAGUAUCUGGUUCAUUUAGAUUAUUCAUUUUUGUCUGUGAAGAAUUUAUUACUUAUAUGUAGUGACAAGUUUGUGCUUUUUGUGCAUUCCACAAUACAUGUUUUUUGAUAUCAAAGAACAAGAUGUUAAUAUACCUCAUUUUAUAUACAUGUGUUUUCAUAAAAAAAAAAUUGCAGUGUCUUUAGAAGUGAUUUGGCUUAUCAAGUUAAGUGUUAGCAAGAAUGUGGAAAUACUAUUCUAUGGGACCAGAAGGUUUUACUCAUUAUAUUUUCAUCAGUGGAUAUGUAAUGUGUAUUUAGGGUCUUUGACUUAAUUGUGUGUACAGGUUCAGUAUUGUCAAAAUAAUGUGAACACUGCUUACAAGCUAAUUUAGAGAAGAUGCAGGAAUUUGGAUCUGUUUGUUCUUGCUAUAGCCAGCAGAGAACAGAACCUGAGGUAAUGUAGAACUUGUUUAGAAAUUUGUAAGAGUGAUGUAUCAUAAUAUAGUACAUAGUGAUUAGUCAUAAUAUAGUUACAUUGUGAUUAGUCAUAAUGUAAGGGCAGUGUAUUAUAAUGUAGUUUCACUGUGCAAAGCUACAAUCUUUUUAAGAAUAUUGUUUCAAAGUAGUUUUAAUGUGUGAGCUAUAUGCUUUGAGGAGAGUAGUAAUAUUUUGGUUAGGAAAAUAAAUUGACUUAAUGAUUUAUCAGACUUAAAAUAUAUAACUAAACUUUUUUUUAAACACCUCUUUUAAGUUUGCCAUCAAAUAUUAACCUAUUUUUUUUAAAGAAGAUAUGACAAUCCAAAAUUUAAGAUUCAUAUUUGUACAACAUUGUUAUAUUAGGUAUGUGUAAUUGUGCUCUUUAAAAAUUUUUUUGUCAUAGUACAACUGUAGAAGUUUAAUGAGUAGUAUUGUAUCCCCACCUUAGAAAGUAAAAACUAGUGUAUUGUGAUACCUCAGUCAGCUAGUUACACAGAAGUGGGUGUAAUUGAUUUUGUACAAUCACUGCCAUAUUUGCAGGUUAACUAUUCAUGAUCUCAUGUACUAAACUUCACUUUAGGGUUUCUUGGUAUUUAAUGAAUGUGGUCCUGCCAGUACCAAAAUGUUUUACCUCUUGUCCCACACUCACUAGUCAUGAUUUUGUUUUUAAGCAAAUUAAGACAUUUCAUCUGUCCUCUAAAUGCUCUUUGGUCUUGCCUACUUCUUCCAAAAGCUGUUAAGCCUUUUCACUACUCUACUAAUUCCUGUUCUUAUUAUCAUACCAUUUACAGUUUCUGAUAAAUCUCUAUCAGUCCUCAAUAACUGUUUUAUGUUCCCCAUCAGUCCAUCAAAUUCUGUUCUUAUUCUUACCCAAUUAACAGUUUCUACUGAACAUUAUCUCUUUCUUUCGUUCUCAAACCACUUACUGGUUCUACUGAGUCUACCCCAACCCUUAUUAAUUUUUAAAUCCUUCGUCCAGAAUAUCUUGAUCCUUUUCUCAAACUAUCUGAUUUUCCCGAAUCUACACAAACCCUUAAUAAUUCUUAGGCCUCUGAUUCACAGUCCUGUUUUGCUACACUUUUAAUUAAUAGAUGUUAUAUUCUUCAAACUCCACAAAGUCUUGCCCUUAUUCUCAAGUGAUUUAGAAGUUCUGUUGAACCAGAACUAACUCUUAAUAGCUAUUAAGUCCUCACUACUAUACAAAGUUCCAUUCUUAUUUUUAAGCUACUUACAAAUCCUGCUGAACCUAUAGCAACCUUAAGUACCUGUGGAGUUUCUCUCCACAGAUUUCUGCUGAUCCUACAGUAACACUUUAACAUAGAUUUGUAAAACUUUAGUGUGGCUCUAGCAAAAAUAACUACAGUGUUACAGUCAUCUGUAAAACCUUUUGUAAGGUCUAUAAAUUCCACAGUAUUUUAUUGUUUAUUAACAUUAUGUAUGUGUGUGUGUGUGUGUUAAUUAUCAUAUCUAUCAGUAUAUUUUGCUUGUCAUAUUGAUGCAAUGCUGUUGAGCCUCAGGUUUGUAUUUAAAAUUAAUUAACCAUACAACGAAUAAACAUAAUUAGGUACAACUUACUAUAAUUGAUUUAAUCCAAACUAAGUGUAAGAUAUUUUACACAAUCACCCAAUAAUACCUUUAAGAAUUUAUAUCAUUUUAUAAAAACAUAUGAAAUUAUAUUAAUGUAUAAUCAGAUUUAAACAGUCAACAUAAUGAAAUAGUGAAAGAUUAGAAAGCAUAAAACAAAACUUAAAAACAAGGAUCUGCAUGUUUUAGCAACAGUAAUACAUGAUGGAAAAAAAAAACAGUUGCUGCCAAAAUGUUUAAUAUUAUGGAUGAGUGCGUGUGUGUGUGUUUUCUCAUUUUACAUAGAUUGAGAAACAUGUUUAUGAGUAUGAUGAGUGGAUAGAGUGACUGUAAAAAAA
This is a messenger RNA of Limulus polyphemus (Atlantic horseshoe crab), 5922 nucleotides long. It is a transcript of the gene nmo, whose product is annotated as serine/threonine-protein kinase NLK-like. Lineage: Eukaryota; Metazoa; Arthropoda; Merostomata; Xiphosura; Limulidae. The record is from RefSeq and is a predicted model, not a curated record. Bases 188 to 1495 code for a protein of 435 amino acids. Gene Ontology annotation, molecular function: MAP kinase activity; ATP binding. Gene Ontology annotation, biological process: intracellular signal transduction; protein phosphorylation. The transcript is spliced from 10 exons. Gene Ontology annotation, cellular component: cytoplasm; nucleus.